AUGACAACUGAAAAUAAAACAGAUGAAUAUAUUAAACUGAGAGUUGUUGAACAAGAUAAUAGUGAAGUUCAUUUUAAAGUUAAAAUGACAACAAAUAUGGGUAAAUUAAAAAAAUCUUAUGCUGAACGACAAGGUGUUGGUAUAACAACUUUACGAUUUCUUUUUGAUGGUAAACGUAUAAAUGAUGAUGAAACACCAAAACAACUUGAAAUGGAAGAUAAUGAUACAAUUGAAGUGUAUCAAGAACAAGUUGGAGGAUUUUAUUGA
Messenger RNA from Rotaria sordida, 267 nucleotides. The record is from the annotation of a GenBank genome assembly. NCBI's taxonomy places the organism in Eukaryota, Metazoa, Rotifera, Eurotatoria, Philodinida, Philodinidae.